Portunus trituberculatus (swimming crab) is the source of this 1584-nucleotide messenger RNA. RefSeq names its product serine protease HTRA3-like. The transcript is spliced from 5 exons. The record is from RefSeq and is a predicted model, not a curated record. Gene Ontology annotation, biological process: regulation of cell growth; regulation of signal transduction. Gene Ontology annotation, molecular function: insulin-like growth factor binding. The coding region runs from base 101 to 646 and encodes 181 amino acids. Gene Ontology annotation, cellular component: extracellular region. Lineage: Eukaryota; Metazoa; Arthropoda; Malacostraca; Decapoda; Portunidae.
CGACCUCCUUGUAUCCGGCGGAGGAAGACGCCGCGGCCAGACCUUGCUCAACUUCGCCUUCAACAACACACCUCGCAUCUCCCUCCUACUGCUCCGCGCAAUGGCCGCCUCACCGAUCGUCAGGUGGAUCAUGGCAGGUCUUCUGACUCUCUCCCUCUUCACCGUCACCGCUGCUGUGUCCGCGUUGAAGCCUGACGCUCUGCAGUGUGGCGCCUGUGACCCGAGCCGCUGCCCAGCCAUCGGAGAGUGUCACCGUGGCAUUACCUGGGACGUGUGUAACUGUUGCGAGGUGUGCUCCAAGGAUAUCAAUGAGGAGUGUGGCGGUCCGUGGGAAGCUUAUGGGAAGUGUGGCAUUGGACUGACCUGCCUGAGGGACGCCCGAGAGUGUCCCUACUUGUUCAACCCUCGAGGCACCGCUUCCGACACUGGCUCUAAUAUAUGCGACGAAUACCUCUUUAACGCCAUCGGUCGCUGCGUGCAGAACGAACAAAUGAUGCACUCCCCACACUCCCCGUUCAAGGGCAACCUGGUGAAGAAGAUACUGGAGGGGAACCGUCAGGAGAUGGAGCAGGAGAAUGACCUGACGGAGUCCAUGGUGGGGAAGAGACUGAUGCUGAAGGGCGUGCUGAGAGGGGUGGAGUACUGAACACACCUCGCUGACAUCCCCGCCACCCUCCCCCCAGCCAUCCUCAAAGUAAUGCUGAAGUUAAUUAAGUAUUUUGAGAAGGGUAGGAUGCAAGACCCUUCAGUAAGCACUCAGUCAUUUUUCUCCCUAUCACCCUCACGGCCUCAAAGUAAUGGGGAAGUUAUAUAACCAUGCUAACAAGUGUUUUUUGAGAUUGAUAAGACACUUAAAUAGCCACUUAGUCAUUCUUCCCAGCCACCUCGCUCCAUCCAGCCUGAUUCUAGUAUAAUGCAAAAGUUUAUGAUGGUUUACUUCACAAUGCUGCCUUUGUAUCGCUCCUUUUUAUCUCUUUCUUAUCUAUAAAACCCUGUGAAGCUCGGGAGUCGAUUUUCCUUUGUGAAUAACCGCUGGAAAAAUCGAUUUAGUGGAACUGCGUAACUACCAGCUCACACAUUCAUCUUAAACGAAUCACGAGGCAAAGAUUUCUAUGUCACUCAUUCAUCGCGAGAACGAGAAACAUCACUUUGAAUAACACAAAGACCAGUUCUAAUACUAUGUGACCCGUACGAACUCUGAUAUGAAGUAGAAUAAAAAAAAGAAAAAAGAAUCUGACAGCCUCUUUACACAAACACUUUAUCAGCCAUUAAUCAAUUCGCCGUGAAAAACAAGAAUUUCCACUUUAUACCACGUAAAAACUGAAAAUUCUUUUGAUAUACGGAACGAUAAGCCAUGAUAAGGAAGAGUAGGAGUGAGAUAAGGAUUGGUGAGGCUGGUGGAGGUGAACAGGGAGAGACGCGCUGAGUUGCAAAUCACGAUGAAGUUGCUCCCUCUUGUGUCCUGCUUGAGCGCGUUUCAGAAAUCACGCGGCCUCGAUUGGUAAAAAGCUGUUAUGUUCAACCUCUUGUAUGAUUUUAUGCUGCUGAUGAUGAUGUAUAAGAUUAAUAAAUGCUCUCACCUUC